This is a messenger RNA of Coniophora puteana RWD-64-598 SS2, 954 nucleotides long. RefSeq names its product RNA-binding domain-containing protein. Lineage: Eukaryota; Fungi; Basidiomycota; Agaricomycetes; Boletales; Coniophoraceae. The transcript has 3 exons. The record is from RefSeq and is a predicted model, not a curated record. The coding region runs from base 1 to 954 and encodes 317 amino acids. Gene Ontology annotation, molecular function: RNA binding.
AUGUUCGCCCGUGCAUGUCUCCGUCAGUUCAACGUGGCCUUCACGUCCGCAUCCCGCGCCGCUAUCACAAGCCGUGCCACCACAGCUGCAAUUGCUCUCCCAGCAUUCCACCGGCAAUGGACGGCGCCGUUCUCGUCCUCGAGUGUCGCGCGCUGGCCUGAGGAGGAGUCCUAUGAGAGAGAGGAGAGGACGGAGAGGAGGCCUCGGCAGAAGAGCCCGCCGUCGGACACGUUGUUUUUGGGCAACUUGCCCUUCUCGGUCAGCGACGAGGAGCUCAAGAUUGCGUUCUCGCAGAUUGCGCCUGUCAAGGACGUGCGUGCCGCUAUAACGAGAGACGGCAUGCACAAGGGCUACGCGCACGUCGAGUUCCACAGCGUUGCGGACGCGAAGCGCGUGUACGAGUCCGACCAGGAAGACCCGAUCUUCAUCGUCGGGCGCGACAUUGUUGUCGACUACAGCGCCCCGCGCUCGCCCGGCGGCGGUGACAGGGGCGGUGGCAGGGGCGACGGCGACAGCAGGGGCGCGCGCCGGGUAGACAGGGGUGGCAAGCCGAACCGUACCCUUUAUUUCUGGGGCUUCAAUGGCACGACGGAGGACGAGGUGCGCACGGCGUUAAAGGAGUAUGAUGGCGAUAUUGUCACUGUGCGGUUCUUGCUCGACCGGGAAACAGGCAAGCCGUUCGGCAACGGGUUCAUCGACUUCCAAGACGUCGAGACCGCGAGCAAAGUCAAGGAGGCCAUGAGCGGCGUCGAGUCCGCGCACAAUGGCGAGACGAUGAACCUGUCGUUCUCCCGCAUGUCUGGCUCGCCGUCCACGAAUAUGCGCCGCCCGAACCUCGAGCGGGUUAGGGGGGAGGCCACGCACCGCGACAGGCAGGACCGCGGCAGGCAGGACCGCGAGUGGCAGGGCGGGCGGCAGAGGCGGUCUGAGCCUCGGGAAAGCGAAGAGCGCUGA